AUGUUGCAAAUUGAACAAGCUCUUGAAAAAUGUGGAAACAAUGGUUGGUACUAGAUAAGAUUAUUCUUAAUUUCAUCACUUCUAACUUUUAUCUUAUCUGCCUAAAUUAUGAGCGCAACAUAUAACUAUAUUGUUCCAUAAUUAUAUUGUAAUGGCUAAGUAAAUAUUAACCUUAUUAAAAAGAUGUGCGAUGAGGAUGAAAAAACUUGUUCAGAAAAAAACUACUCAAUUGAUCCUAAUUUUAAAUAUAAGAAUAUUGUAACAGAGUUUAGUUUAUUUUGCGAAAAUAGAAAAUUUAUUAUGAUUACAAGUACAAUCAACUUUCUAGGCUCAGUGAUCGGUGGCUCAAUUCUUAGCUAAAUAUCAGUAUUUAAAUUAUAUUAAUAAUAAGGAUUAUUGGGGAAGAUAUAAGACUCUAUUAUUAUCUUUAAUAUUCACAAAUUUUGGAUUUAUUGGAAUCUAUUUCAGUUAAAGUAUAAUAUAACUUAUCAUAUUUACUUUUUUUUUUGGUUUCUUUUAAAUUGGAGUCUACAUAAUGAUACCAGUAUUAAUUAAUGAAAUCAGUGGAUAUGAAAUCAAAUAGAUAUUAUCAACUGGAACCUUAGUUUUUUGGUGUUUAGGAGAGAUUCUAAUGGCUAUUUUAUAUUAUUUUAUUGAAAAUUGGAGAACUAUCUAUUUAUUUGUAAUUGUAAUUCCAGGUCUCAUUUCUCUAAUAUUAACAUGGAUUUUGGUUCAAGAAAGUCCAAAAUUUUUGUAUUAGAAAAAAGAUUAUGAAAAAGUAAAAUAAAUAUAAAGUAUCAAUAGACUCUUUAUGUACUUCGUUAUAUUGCCAAAGUAAAUGGAAAGUAAUUUGAUGAUCCAGCAUUAGAAUAUUCUUAAACGAAUAAUGUUAGAAACAAUUAUUCAUUUUUGGAUUUAUUCAAAUUAAGUCAAUUUGCAUCAUCUUCAAUUGGAUUUAUAUUAAUUUCAUAUGCUUUACAUUUAGUAUAUUAUGGUGGAUAAUUUGUGUUGUAAGAAAUAUCAAUUGGAAAUAUGAUAUAUCAAUUAGGCAUUUUUUUAGGAAUAAGUGAAUUAGUUGGUUAUUCUUUAAUUACAUAUUUGAUUCCAAAAUUGAAAAGAACCUUUUAUUAAAAACUUUUCUUUUAUAUAUAAAUUUUAGGAUGUAUAUCAUUUUUAUAUUAUGGAUUUACUUAAUACUAACUUUAAUGUCAGGGAUGUGUUGAAGAAAUAAUAGUGAUUUUACUUGUAAUUAAAUAUUUUAUUAUUUAGUGUUGUUUAAUUAGAUUCUUUAAUACUUUUGGAUUUGGGCUUUUAAGAUAACAUACUCUUGAAAUUUAUCCUACUUAAAUAAGAGGUACAGGUUCAGGAUUACUAUUCACAUUUGGAAUAUUAGGAUCAUUUUCAUCUUCCUAUAUGAUUGCUCUAGCUAACUAUAUCUAAUUUAAUUAAGUAGCUUUUUUGGGAAUUAUUUCAAUCAGUGGAAUAAUUGGAGCUUUUUUAACUAAAGAGACAUUCAAAAAAAGAUUGGUCGAAGAAAUAGAUGAAUCUUUUCAAAUCUUAAGUUAAAAUGAUGGAAUGCUUAAAGCUAAUUGA
Messenger RNA from Paramecium sonneborni, 1593 nucleotides. Lineage: Eukaryota; Ciliophora; Oligohymenophorea; Peniculida; Parameciidae. The record is from the annotation of a GenBank genome assembly.